This is a messenger RNA of Vespula pensylvanica (western yellowjacket), 2054 nucleotides long. It is a transcript of the gene coro, whose product is annotated as coronin-1C-A. Gene Ontology annotation, molecular function: actin filament binding. The record is from RefSeq and is a predicted model, not a curated record. The transcript is spliced from 6 exons. Gene Ontology annotation, biological process: actin filament organization. NCBI's taxonomy places the organism in Eukaryota, Metazoa, Arthropoda, Insecta, Hymenoptera, Vespidae. The coding region runs from base 149 to 1669 and encodes 506 amino acids.
UUGGCAACACUGGCAUACACUUCAUUUGCACAUAUUAACUCGUAGAGAGACCGGGACACAAAAUCACGGUUUGGAAAUAUUCUUAUUUCAGUCGCGCUCGUUUCGACAUCAAGGGUGGGGAAUCUAUUUAUAAAUUGGGGGAUGUUCCAUGCGUCGCCCACGCCCGCAGUGCCCACUAGGUGCAGAUAUGUCUUUUCGUGUUGUACGCAGCAGCAAGUUCCGCCACGUGUACGGAACGUCUUUAAAACGGGAACAAUGCUAUGACAAUAUUAGAGUUUCAAAAUCCUCAUGGGAUUCUACGUUUUGCGCCGUGAAUCCUAAAUUUUUGGCCAUCAUCGUUGAAUCCGCGGGCGGUGGUGCUUUCAUAGUCUUACCCCAUAACAAGGUAGGAAGAAUAUCAGCAGACUAUCCUUUAGUGGGUGGACACAAGGGUCCUGUAUUAGAUAUCGCAUGGUGCCCUCAUAAUGAUAAUGUCAUAGCUUCUGGAUCCGAAGAUUGCGUUGUUAAAAUAUGGCAAAUACCGGACGGUGGUAUUUCCAGGACAUUGACCGAAUCUGUGGUAGACCUGCAGUUGCAUCAACGAAGGGUCGGACUUGUGCUAUGGCAUCCAACAGCAUUAAACGUAUUACUCACCGCUGGAUCAGACAAUCUUGUUUUAAUCUGGAAUGUUGGAACCGGCGAAUGUUUAGUAAGAAUAGACUCUCAUCCUGAUGUUAUUUAUUCUGCCUGUUGGAACUGGGAUGGAUCCCGAUUGGUAACUACAUGUAAGGACAAAAGGAUUCGUAUCUUAGAUCCAAGAACAGGAAAAGUUUUAGAGGAUGCUAUUGCCCAUGAAGGAAGCAAGGCAACACGUGCAAUAUUUCUAAGGGGAGGUUUGGUCUUCACAACUGGGUUCAGUAAAAUGUCUGAAAGGCAGUAUUCAUUACGAGCCCCAGACAUGUUAGGUGAACCUAUAGUUAUGGUAGAAUUAGAUACCAGCAAUGGAGUUAUGUUUCCUUUGUAUGAUCCUGAUACAAAUUUGGUAUAUCUAUGUGGCAAGGGUGAUUCUGUUAUUCGAUAUUUUGAAAUUACACCCGAACCUCCGUUUGUUCAUUAUAUCAAUACUUUUCAAACUCCUGACCCUCAAAGAGGCAUAGGAAUGAUGCCGAAACGAGGUUGUGAUGUUAAUAGCUGUGAAAUCAGCAGAUUUUACCGACUAAAUAAUUCGGGCUUUUGUCAAGUCAUUUCCAUGACCGUUCCUAGAAAGUCUGAGCUUUUUCAAGAAGAUUUGUAUCCUGAUACUCCUGGAGAUACAGCUGCAAUAACUGCGGAAGAAUGGGAAAGCGGCGUUGAUGCUGAUCCCAUACUGAUAUCUCUUAGAGAUGGCUAUCAGCCAUCGUCAUCGAAAAAUGAACUUAAAGUACAUAAGAAGACGAAUAUACUGGAUAAAGGGGCAAAAGUUGCAUCCAAUCCUGCACAAAAUACUGCACAAGUAUCACCUGGCAUUUUUGAAGAAAUGUUAAAAGAAUUCACAGAGGAGAUAAGAAAGUUAAAAGCUGUGAUUGUAAAACAUGAAGGAAGGAUACGAGUAUUGGAAUCAGCUGUGGCUCUUCAAAUGAAGGAAGAAGAGAGAAAUGAAAAGACAUCUUCUCCUGCUGACAGAGAGUUGCUAGCUUCUGACGAAGUGUAAUUUCAGAGUCAUAUUUUUAGCUGACAAAAAUAAAAUAAUUAAUCGUGUAACAAAGUAAUUAUAUAUUUUGAUAUAACAAUUUGUGUAAAUAGUAGGUUUCAGCGAUGUGAGGCGUGUUUUGAUUCUUGCAAUGAUCUUUGCUAUUUAUUGUACAUCAUUCAUCAUACAUCUACAUUUGUACUAUCUUUACAUCUCUUUAUUGUGUUAAAAGUUAACUAAUAUGGUGUUAGCUGCUGUUAGUAUUAAGACAUCCCAUGAUCAUAUAUACUAUAGUAUUUUACUAUGUAUAUGAAACUUUAUAACAAUAAUUGUUGAAAAGAAAAGAGUGCCUAAUUUGUACAGAUAUUUUGCUGUAAAAUAACAAAAGUAAAAAUAUUCUAUUUAA